Molecule: messenger RNA, 708 nt
Organism: Candidozyma auris
Lineage: Eukaryota; Fungi; Ascomycota; Pichiomycetes; Serinales; Metschnikowiaceae
Exons: 1
Coding region: 1-708 (235 amino acids)
Source: RefSeq, a predicted model, not a curated record
AUGUCGGAAAGCCGCUUGCUGCGUUUUGCUCUGACUCAGUCGCCGUGGUACAGACGCAACCUGGUGCUAUCCCAGGCGAUGAUCGAGGACGAGACCCCUUCCAUCUACGAGAGCCACAGCUUCUUCCCCGAGUCGUCUUCGUACACGAUAAUUUCGUUGAAACAAGGCCAAGGAUUUGUCUUCAAUCAGGACUUGUUUGCCACGCCGUACCAGCAGCUGAGGGCUUUGGCGGUGGAAAGGAAAGUGAGGGCGUAUAGCAUGUCUCAGGCUAAGGGGUCCAAGUGCAGCAGCCCUAGCGGGAAGCGUGGAAGGAGCGCAAGAAGACACACAUCGUAUGAGGUGAGGCCGAACUUUCGGGCUCGACCUUCGGCUAAGUACGACUCGGCUAUUGAAGACGAUUCGAUGGAUGUGGAUUCCGAGAAGGAGAAGGAUGCUGUGCGGAAGUUGCCCCUGGAGGAGCUGGAAGAGGAAGAUGACGCCGAAUCUCUUGACGAGGAACAGGAUGAAGAUGAGGAUGAAGAUGAGGACUCAGCUAUUGAGUACGAAGAUGAGGACGACGACGAUGUUGCAGGCGGCAUCGCUGAGGGGUACAUGAGAAACUACGGGAAGGUUAAGGUGGCCGAAAUCGUGGUGGAUCCCAACGAUAAGAGCUAUCUCCCAGGAGAGGAUGAUGACGACGAGCUGGCCAGCGAGAAUGAGAUGAGCUAG